AAUGCCUAAUGGUACUGAAUUACCUACUGAAUUUUGACCAUUGGUUUUGUUUUGACUUUUGACGUACAUGAAUCAUGAUGUAAAAAAGGUUAAGAGUAAAUGUUAAUGUAAUAUUUUUUCCUGUGAAUUAAGAUUGGACCUUGUACUGUUCAACCUAAUUAAAUUACACAAUACCGUGGUUAAGUAAAAAUCACAAGCGAGAAUUUUACAAAUAAAGUUUAAAAAUUGGCAAAAUUUAAUAGUGUUUCAAGAAAAUUAUAAAAACUUUUAUUUAAUUACAAUGGAAUUUAAAGAAGAGCUGGUCAAAGUUCCCUGGGGGAAUGUUGCAACGCUAUCAUGCGGCAACCCCAAAGGCGAGAAAGUGUUGCUAGUACACGGCCGGCUGGACAGUGCUGCCACAUACAUACCGUUACUGCGGAUACUGCCGAAAAAGUAUUGCUAUGUUGGGUUUGAUAUGCCUGGCAAUGGGAAGUCAGAUCCGUUCCCUAAAGGUACAAUUCUUUCUCGCUUCAUCGGCGUGGUUGUGAUAGAUUUGAUCGUAAAGCAUCUGGGCUGGAAGAAGUUUAUCUACUUCGGACACUCCUUGGGAGCUGAACAGGGCAUGUUCUACUCAGCAAUUUAUCCGAAACACAUAAAGAAGGCAAUUUUCCUCGAUCCUGGACCAUCCAUAAACUGGUGUAAAGACGUCAACUAUCCAGUAUUCUUCAAGGAAACAUAUGAAAAUUUCUAUGAUAAUUGUCACAAGUAUGAUUAUGAGAAGGAAUAUACAAUGGAGGAAGCGAUAAAAGCCGUGAGGAAUAAUCGAGCGUUGAAUGAGGAACAAGCUAAGAUGAUAUUGUCCAGGAAUCUUAUAGAAACUGGUCCGGAUACUUAUAAAUUGUCAUGGGACAGGCGAUAUAAGAAUUUGGCAACCUUCAACGCACCCCCCGAGUACUAUUACGAACUAUUCACACUACACCCCCCACCCUCCCUACUUAUCUGUUCCAUAGACUUAAAACCCUUUUUCUAUUCAAAGAAAAGUGUAACAACAAAUUUAAUUAAUAUUUGGGAGGAAAAGUGCAAAAAUGUCAAAACGAUUUGGGUUGAGGGAACUCAUGAUUUACAUUUUACUAGAGCGGAGAAAUUUAUAGAUGAUGUUUUAGAGUUUUUAGAGAAGCCAAUCGUUAAAGCUAAGAUUUAGAACAAUUACGGGUAAAAACGUGUGUGCCGAGCACACGUGUCUGAAGUGAAACUUUUGCAAGAUUCAAAGAUGCCAAAAUCGGUUACUCCAUGGCGUGUCGGUAUUGCCAUGAUGCGACCUUGAAAUUUUACUCUCAACGCGCCUAAAUAAGUUUCACUUCAAUAUGUGAUAUUAUGAAAAUGUUACUUAAAAGAGGGUU
Messenger RNA from Colias croceus (clouded yellow), 1379 nucleotides. Its product is annotated as serine hydrolase-like protein. The record is from RefSeq and is a predicted model, not a curated record. The transcript has 5 exons. The coding region runs from base 281 to 1180 and encodes 299 amino acids. Lineage: Eukaryota; Metazoa; Arthropoda; Insecta; Lepidoptera; Pieridae.